AUGGGCCUUUUCCCUUCUCUCGCACCUCUAAUAUCGACUGUCAGCGUCACCAAGAAGACCACCAUCAUGGGCGUCCCGUCCGCCGAACCGCCGCCAUCAUUCCAAGAUACCAGCUCAGGAAGCGCAGCAGGUCAGAAUAUACCCCCUACAGCCUCGCCAACUGACGACUCGAGUGCUUCUCGGCCGUCCGGUAAAUCAAAGUCGGAUUCUGGCUCCCCAGACGAACCUCACAGCGGUUCUCAGGGAACUACUACCUCAGCCAGCCAAGGUAACAGCCCGGAAGGCCGUCCAGAAAACAGUCAAGGAAGACCUCAGAGCGGUACUCCAAAUGGUCAGCAAGGAGGUAGCCAAGGGAGCUCUCAAGCCUCUCCACAAACAACGCUUUCUCAGCCUCCCGGUAGCUCCAUGCCGGUUGAUCCGGGGCCUAUCACCUCAGAAACUGCAGGCCACUCCCAUUCAGUCCCUACCAGAACCAUGUUCAACCUGGGUGGGAUCCCUAUCACUAUCCAGGAGACUGACUCCAUCACCCUUGGAAACGGGCCAUCACGCACUACUAUUACUAGCAAUACUAACCCGACCACAUUUGCGGUUGAUGGCCAUACUUUUACUGUAAACCCUUCAGAGGUAAUCUACCUCGACACUACUUUCCACCUCGGUGCAGAUCCUAUGAAGUCACCACCACUCGUAUCAGGUACGGCUAAUCCUACGGACAGAGGAGACAGCGAGGGUCCGCGAACCGACAGUGAGGGCCAUACCAUAUCUCCUAGACCAACAGGCACCAGGGACGGCUCUCCUUCCAGUCAGAGUCUUGCAGUACGGAUAUCCACUGGUAUCAACACCACAUUUGUUCUAGGGAUAAGUACUGCACUUAUUUUUGGUGGCCUCGUUGGAGUUUUAUAA
Molecule: messenger RNA, 900 nt
Organism: Trichophyton benhamiae CBS 112371
Lineage: Eukaryota; Fungi; Ascomycota; Eurotiomycetes; Onygenales; Arthrodermataceae
Exons: 1
Coding region: 1-900 (299 amino acids)
Source: RefSeq, a predicted model, not a curated record